AAUCCACCUUUACGUAAUGAAAAACGAUAGUUGUCAAAAUUUGACGGAUAAUCAGCUGCUAGAAUAAAAUUAUGACUUCUUAGCCAAUUCCAAAAUAAAAACAAACUCCUCAUAGUCUCCCAGGAAUUUCUAAAUUAUGCUUAGACAAAAUAAAACAAGAUUAGUUAGAAACGUCGUGAGAACUUUGCACACCUCGUCCGUGGCUUAUGCUAACCAUUAUGAGGUCCUAGGAGUCACACCAAGGUCUACACAGAAUGAUAUAAAGUCAGCAUAUUACAAAUUGUCAAAAUUAUAUCACCCAGACAAAUCAAGCGAUGAUGCAUCAGCUAAGAAAUUUCGAGCAAUAUCAGAGGCAUAUGAAGUAUUAGGAAAUGUAAAAUUGAAGAAAAUGUAUGACAAGGGUCUAUUGACACGAGAGAGUCCCCACAGUCACACAGACUACCGCCCUGAGCCUGAACCAACAGACCCUACCCUCAAGUUCUACAAGUCCCGAGCUUCAAGACACAUCACUCCUACCAUGGAUGGGAAAGUACCCAUUUACGACUUUGAUGCCUGGUCAAAAAACCAUUAUGGAGAUGUGUUCAAAAAAUCACAAUAUGAUAAAGAAAUUUUGAGGAAGAAACGAGAGAAGCAAAUGGAUGCAGUGCAUUCCAACCGUCAAGAGGCAACUAUUUAUAUUCUGUUUGCACUCACAGGGCUCUUCUUCGCACUGGUGCUCCGCGGGCAGUCAGAAUAUGAUGUGGACAGGACGCGCAAAAUAGAAACUAUACAAAGUAGCACUGAGGACAAAAUUGAGUCUUCAUAGUAAGAUUUUAUUUUAUGGGCAGUUUAUACGGGUAUAAAGUAAUAUGGAAUAAAUUAUUUUUCAAAUCUUAUGCUCUUGUUGUAGAAUAACUGGGCUUCAUGAAAUAAGACCCUAUUUGCGUAAGCAAUGCAGCCCACUGCCACAACCGCCUGUACCUCUGCGGCUGCAUCUCUCCACACAAGGCCAUUUAUUAAUUUAGUUGCGAAACUAAAUUCGAUAAAAUUACAUUUAACACUUAGACAUCAUGUACUAGUGUAACACUUUUUUCGUGCUUUUUUUUCUCAUCGUCAAUAGUAAUUUAUUUCAUAUUACUGUAGUGUCGUCAAACAAUUUGUAGUCCAAAUUUUAGCACUAAUUAUGUCAUAGUGAUUCAUUGUUGUUUUGUUUCAAUUUAUUGAUAAAAAUGCUUUGUAUAUAUUGUACAUAUCUACAAUAACUUUAAAUAACAUGUGAUACGUCAUACAAUGGCGCGUGUAAAAGUUGGCCCGUUGCCUAAAUCAUGUGAGGAGAUAAUUGUAAAUGACUAGAAAAUAAAAUAUUUAUUUAAAGUU
Cydia splendana is the source of this 1356-nucleotide messenger RNA. It is a transcript of the gene DnaJ-11, whose product is annotated as dnaJ homolog subfamily C member 30, mitochondrial-like. The transcript has 5 exons. The record is from RefSeq and is a predicted model, not a curated record. The coding region runs from base 137 to 805 and encodes 222 amino acids. NCBI's taxonomy places the organism in Eukaryota, Metazoa, Arthropoda, Insecta, Lepidoptera, Tortricidae.